Molecule: messenger RNA, 824 nt
Organism: Fulmarus glacialis (Northern fulmar)
Lineage: Eukaryota; Metazoa; Chordata; Aves; Procellariiformes; Procellariidae
Product: pancreatic alpha-amylase-like
Exons: 6
Biological process (GO): carbohydrate metabolic process
Molecular function (GO): cation binding; alpha-amylase activity
Source: RefSeq, a predicted model, not a curated record
AAAGGAAUGCUCUGUCUUUCCUGUACCAGGUAAUUGACUUGGGCGGAGAGCCGAUCAAAGGCAGUGACUACUUUGGAAAUGGCCGAGUGACAGAAUUCAAAUACGGUGCAAAACUGGGGACGGUGAUCCGCAAGUGGAACGGAGAAAAGAUGGCCUACUUAAAGAACUGGGGAGAAGGCUGGGGCUUUGUGCCUUCCGACAGAGCCCUGGUCUUUGUGGAUAAUCACGACAACCAGCGGGGCCAUGGGGCCGGUGGAGCUUCCAUUUUAACCUUCUGGGACCCCAGGCUUUAUAAAAUGGCAGUCGGUUUCAUGCUUGCUCAUCCGUAUGGGUUCACACGUGUGAUGUCAAGUUUUCGCUGGCCAAGAUCUUUUGUAAAUGGACGGGACGUCAAUGACUGGAUUGGACCACCAAGUAACUCGGAUGGAUCAACAAAGCCUGUUACAAUCAAUGCAGACACUACCUGUGGCAACGACUGGGUUUGUGAACAUCGCUGGCGUCAAAUAAAGAACAUGGUUAUCUUCCGUAAUGUGGUAGACGGUCAGCCUUUCUCCAACUGGUGGGACAACGGCAGCAAUCAAGUAGCUUUUGGCCGUGGUAAUAAAGGCUUCAUCGUUUUCAAUAAUGAUGACUGGAAUAUGAAUGUCAAUUUGCAAACUGGACUGCCUGCUGGUACCUACUGUGAUGUUAUUUCUGGACAAAAGGAGGGCAACAAAUGUACUGGAAAACAGGUGUAUGUUUCUGGCGAUGGAGUGGCUAAUUUCCAGAUUAGUAACAAUGCUGAAGAUCCAUUUGUUGCAAUUCACAUUAAUGCCAAGUGGUAG